Molecule: messenger RNA, 973 nt
Organism: Seminavis robusta
Lineage: Eukaryota; Bacillariophyta; Bacillariophyceae; Naviculales; Naviculaceae
Source: the annotation of a GenBank genome assembly
UGCGAAACCACACCAAGAAUAGUACGAUUGCGUCCGUAAAGCCACGAUGAGGCAAGUCCAAGCAUCUCUUGCCCUAUCCGAACUCCGAAAUCCUCAUCAGUUCAUUUCAUUUCAUUUUUCCUUGGGCACACAAUUUCCAAAGCUCUCACUUGGAACAACAGUCUUUUACGAACAACAGAAUUCUUGUUUCACCAUGGCAACUAAUCACCACAUCAACGCAAUGAACCUCAACAGCAAGGCGAUUGCCCACUUGCUCCAGGGAAACUACUACGAGUGCAUGUUGGCACUCAAGUUUGCCCUCCAGACCUUUCGAAUGGAACUGCCUCCAUCCUCCGAUGGCUCCACUCAGCAGCAUCAGCCAAGACUAUCUUUGACCACUCGUACCGUUUCUGUUCCCACCGGAUCUUCUCAAGCUUGUGCAGGCGCCUUUGCCGUUUUCAAUGGCGCCUUUAUCUUUGUGAAGGACAAUAGCAACGACAGCCAAGAUUUAGUGGACCAUCACCUCAUUCCCGCGGUUCUCUUGUUCAACUUGGGUCUCUGCCACCAUCAUGAAGCCAUGCGCGAUUCCGGGUGCUGCUCCAUUGGAUUGGAGAUGGCAAGGCGAUGCUACAGCCACGCUUUGACCUUGCUGGAAACCUUCUCUGACGAUCUUCGCCAAGCUGAUAUGCUCUUGUUGGCCGCAUUGGCCAACAACAUGGCCCAGAUCGCAUCGAACUUUAUGGAUACCCAGAGCACUCAUAUCUUUGGCAAGAUGUUGGGAGACAUCUUGGACCACACUGAUAUGGAGGCGCAACUGGAGGAAGAGGAUGCUCACGUCUUCUUCUCUUUGAAUCUGAUGAUUGUAACAGAGCUGAACUUGCACGGUGUUGCCCCAGCGGCAUGAGCAGCCAACUCGAUGACAUCCUCCACAUUCCAUUCUGUACUAUUAGUUACAACAGCCACCCAAUAAAUAGUUCACAUCAUACAUGACUUG